Lindgomyces ingoldianus is the source of this 1227-nucleotide messenger RNA. RefSeq names its product l-allo-threonine aldolase. The transcript has a single exon. Bases 1 to 1227 code for a protein of 408 amino acids. The record is from RefSeq and is a predicted model, not a curated record. Gene Ontology annotation, molecular function: L-allo-threonine aldolase activity. NCBI's taxonomy places the organism in Eukaryota, Fungi, Ascomycota, Dothideomycetes, Pleosporales, Lindgomycetaceae. Gene Ontology annotation, cellular component: cytosol. Gene Ontology annotation, biological process: glycine biosynthetic process; L-threonine catabolic process.
AUGGAUAUGCGGACGGUCACCUCUGAGAGGCCUCGGCACUUGAAGGAUAACUCGACUUCCAUCGGCUUCGAUACUGAAACCAGCCGAGAUGAAUUUAGGAUCGCCGAUGCUCAGCAACAAGUACAAAGCCUUACCGGUCUGGCGUGGUCACACAGCAAUGAGGCGUCAAACGACUUCCGAUCCGAUUUUUUUACCAAGCCUACAUUGCCCAUGCUCGAAGCCAUCGUCACUACAUCCCUUGGAGAUGGUGACAUGGAUGAAGACACGACGACGAAUUCCUUCCAGGGCUAUGUUGCUGGUUUGGUAGGCCACGAAGCCGCUCUCCUUGUGGUCUCGGGCACUAUGGGUAAUCAGGUCGCCCUCCGAUCCGCUCUCGGGACCCCGCCCCACUCAAUCCUCGCCGACCAUCGAGGCCACAUUAUCAUCCUUGAAGCUGGUGGAGCGUCGAGCCUUUGUGGCGCCUUGAUCAAAAUGGUCGUUCCGUCUAACGGCCAUCACCUCACCCUAGACGAUAUCAAGAAACACAGCACUAUUACAGAAACCAUCUACGACUGCCCAACCCGGGUUAUCUGCUUGGAGAACACACUUUGGGGUACUGUUAUGCCCCUCUCUGACAUUCGCGCCAUCUCCCAAUGGGCACAUGCCCAGGAACCCCCAAUUCAUAUGCAUCUGGACGGAGCUCGCCUUUGGGAAGCUGUUGCCGCUGGGGCUUGUACCCUCCGCGAGAUUGGCGAAUGCUUUGACAGCAUCCAGCUGUGUUUCACAAAAGGUCUUGGUGCACCCAUUGGGAGUAUCAUAACCGGGAACCCCGUCUUCAUCAAACGCGCAAAAUGGGGUCGUAAGCUUCUCGGUGGCAGCACCCGCGCUUCUGGUGUGAUUGCCGCACCGGCCAGGGUAGCCAUCGACGAUGUUUUCUUCGGCGGGAAGUUGAACGCAGCGCAAGACAAGGCGAAACGCGCCUCGGCACUUUGGCAGCGGCUAGGUGGGAAACUUCUGAUACCCACCGAGACAAAUAUGAUUUGGCUCGACCUGGAAGCUUCUGGCUUGACACCUGAGGAGUUUUAUCCCGUAGCUACCAAGUUCCAUCUGAAAGUGGGCGAACCGAUUCUUGGGCGCCUUGUCUUUCACUAUCAGAUCACCGAUGAGACAUUUACAAGGCUUUGCGAUUUCUUCAGUCACGUUCUGAAAGAUAGGGGCUCUCAAGCUAUUUGCAACAUUGUACAUUAA